GAAGAAUCAGAUUAUUAUUCACAAACGGUUAAUUUCUGACAGUUAUUUCCGGCAAUCCAACAAGAUGAAAGAGCAUCAAAAUAAAUCCAAUCCAAUUCGAAUUGAAACGUCCAAUAUAAUCGAUAAAGACUGCAAGAAUGUUUCUUCUCCCACAGAUAACAUCGAUAACACUGAACAAAACGUACGUUUAUCCUCCACCAAUACAUCUCCCAAAAUAUCCUCGUCAGAUAAAUCGACGAGUAACAAAAAGAAGAAAAGUAAAGAAGACCAAGAUUCUAAUUUUAUUGAACGAACACAUACAAAUUGCAUAAAAGAUGCCCCCCAACGGCAAAAACACUCAAUCGAAGUAAACGAGUCUAAUGAGUGUCUGGAGAGGAAUGUCAAACAGCUCAAACCCAAGAAGGCCUCCACCAGCCCGGUGAUGGUCUGCAUACUUUGCAACAAGAAAUUCCGUUCACGAAAGAGCUACUGGGCCCACGUACGCACGCACUCGGAUGAGAAAUCGUAUACGUGCCACGUCUGCGGGAAGCAAUUUGUCCAGGGCGGUAGUCUGUAUUAUCACUUGAAGCACGUGCACGACGGCGUGAAGAAUCAUAGUUGCGACAUAUGCGGCCGCAGCUUCGCCAUGAAGACCGCCAUGGAGGACCAUCGCCGCAUCCACACCGGUGAACGCCCGUACGUGUGCCACACCUGCGGCAAGACGUUCAAGACCAAGGCGUCUCUGUACAUACACGGCAAGACCCAUACCGACGAGUUCCCGCACAAGUGCAUCUAUUGCCCCAAGAGAUUCCGCUGGAAACAACAAAUGCUCGGGCACCUGACGGUGCACACCGGCGAGAAGAAUCACACGUGCGACGUAUGCGGCAAGGGUUUCGGCGUGAAGAACGACCUGACCAGGCACAAACGCGUCCACUCCGAGGAAAAGCCGUACAUGUGUAAGCAAUGCGGCAUCAGUUUCGGUCAAAAACGUUAUCUCAAAAGUCACGAACGUUUAAAGUUAGGAACCUGCGGCCAUUCGCGGAGUUCGACUCGAGUCGAGUUCGAGUUAAUCUCCACGAAUUCAAAUUAAAUUUGAAUUAGUGGACAAUACAAAAUUGUUAAUGAAAGGUUGUUAAUAAUAAGCUGCUUAAAAAAUUUAUGAUAAUUUAAAAAAAAAUCGCACAAACGUACUUGAGACUACGGGGUAGUUCGUUAUUAAUGGGAGGAAAGGUAAAAAUUCUAAAUAAAAAGAUAUAAAGUAAAAUUAUGUUUAAAUAAGA
This is a messenger RNA of Pogonomyrmex barbatus (red harvester ant), 1259 nucleotides long. RefSeq lists its product as uncharacterized. Gene Ontology annotation, biological process: regulation of transcription by RNA polymerase II. Gene Ontology annotation, cellular component: nucleus; nucleoplasm. The record is from RefSeq and is a predicted model, not a curated record. Lineage: Eukaryota; Metazoa; Arthropoda; Insecta; Hymenoptera; Formicidae. Gene Ontology annotation, molecular function: zinc ion binding; DNA-binding transcription repressor activity, RNA polymerase II-specific; RNA polymerase II cis-regulatory region sequence-specific DNA binding.